GUGAGAGGCUCCUCCCUGUUGCUGGUGCCCCACGUUCACUGGGGCGGGAGCCCCAUCUGCAGGCAGCCCUUCGAGACUCUCCCUGGCCACUUGCCCUCUCCCCUCGUGUGGCAGGGUGGAGAAACCCAGCCAGGGUGUCUGGGGCUCAGAAUGCCCAGCAGGCCCUAUGCUGCUGCGGCUGCUCCAGGCCGCCUUGCGUCAGCACCUGCUAGUCCAGGCUAGACCUCCCUGCCCGUGGAUAGAACACUCUGCAGCCAGGGGUGUCCAGUGCCCGUCAGGGUUGAGCUUAGUGACCCUCUCUCAAACCACACCCCCAAGUAAAGUGUCUCCCUCACCUGGGCUGCAGCCAGACACAGCCUGCCCCUGAGAGCUGCGCCUCUGCUCUCGGAGGAACAUCGGUGUCUAGAGUCUGGGGUUUGCCCUCCACUGGCAGAAAGGUGAGGAGAAAGCUCCUCUUCUCUGGACCCCUCCCUGCCUGUCCCUGUUAACACCUCCUGGGUCCUGAGUUUGAAAAGGCAGACCCCGCCCCCAGCAGGUGCUCACAGCCGGUGGCCAGUGGCCAGAGAGUGCACUCAGUGCGGGGCCAGAGCCAGGCCGCUCGUUCGGGGCCCCAGGCGGCUUGCUGCUGGUUUUGGCCUGUGAGCUCACUAUCUGGCCUCAGUGCCAGGUAAGGACAGCUAUCUUCCUGGGAAGAGGAGGUGACCCCGGGCUGGUGGAUUUCCCACAGGGGCAGUCAGAGGAUGUCCACAGAGGCAGAGGCCCUGUGCCUGUGGGCUGGGUUGGGCUGGUGGAUGUGGGGUCUGGGACUGCUCCAGAAGCUUCCUUCCUGCUGCACGCUUUGCCAACUGUCCUUCCACCUCUCAGUGUCUCGUGUGCCUGUGGGGGCUGCUGUAGGCUCCUUCUCGCUCAGCCCUGCUGCUGCUGCACUGCUUUGGGAGGGAGCACCCCCAUGGCAUCUGGGACGCUUGUCCCCCAGCACACUCCCCUGUCCUGCCUAUGCUGGGGGCUGGAGAGAGGGCAGCGGAACUGUGGGGCUCCCCCCGCCUUCUGGGCCCAGCCCUGCUACCUGGGCCGACCUCUCUCUCUCUCUCUCUCACUCUCUGGCUCGCACUCCCUGGGCCUGGAGCUGGGGCCUGCCCAUAGGUAUCUGAAGACACGUCAGCCUCAGCCAUGGGGAGCCCUCGCUUGACACCCUCUGGCCUCCUGGCUGCCUCCUCGUGCCCACCCUGGGCCCGCUGUUCUCACCGUGUCUUUCCUGUCACCUCCUGUGUUGUCUGAAAUGGUCUCUCUCUUCUUAAAUUGUGGUGUUUAUGUUUUCAUUCAUAGUGCAUUUGGAGGUCACUGCUACACGUUGAUGUUUAGGAGGUUGAGAGGUUUGCUUUUAGUGUCCACAGGACCAGAUGUCCGAGUCUGGCCAGUCCUCAGCGGCCGCCACACCCAGCACCACAGGCACCAAAUCCAACACGCCCACAUCCUCUGUGCCCUCAGCCGCCGCCACACCCCUCAACGAGAGCCUGCAGCCCCUGGGGGACUAUGGCGUGGGCCCCAAGAACAGCAAGCAUGCCCGGGAGAAGCGUGACAGCCGCAACAUGGAGGUCCAGGUCACCCAGGAGAUGCGCAACGUCAGUAUAGGCAUGGGCAGCAGUGACGAGUGGUCUGAUGUUCAGGACAUUAUUGACUCCACUCCAGAGCUGGACAUGUGUCCGGAGACCCGCCUGGACCGCACGGGAAGCAGCCCAACCCAGGGCAUCGUGAACAAAGCUUUUGGCAUCAACACUGACUCCCUGUACCAUGAACUGUCGACGGCAGGGUCUGAGGUCAUUGGGGAUGUGGAUGAAGGGGCCGACCUCCUAGGGGAGUUCUCAGUGCGUGAUGAUUUCUUUGGAAUGGGCAAAGAAGUGGGAAAUCUGCUGCUGGAAAACUCACAGCUUCUGGAAACCAAAAACGCCUUGAACGUGGUGAAGAAUGACCUCAUUGCCAAGGUUGACCAGCUGUCCGGGGAGCAGGAAGUGCUGAGGGGUGAGCUGGAGGCUGCCAAGCAGGCCAAAGUCAAGCUGGAAAACCGCAUCAAGGAGCUGGAAGAGGAACUGAAAAGAGUGAAGUCUGAGGCCAUCAUCGCCCGCCGCGAACCCAAAGAAGAGGCGGAGGAUGUAAGCAGCUAUCUCUGUACAGAAUCGGACAAAAUCCCCAUGGCGCAGCGCCGCCGCUUCACGCGGGUGGAGAUGGCCCGGGUGCUCAUGGAGCGGAACCAGUACAAGGAGCGACUGAUGGAGCUGCAGGAGGCUGUGCGGUGGACCGAGAUGAUCAGAGCUUCCCGAGAGCACCCGUCCGUCCAGGAGAAGAAGAAGUCUACCAUCUGGCAGUUCUUCAGCCGCCUCUUCAGCUCCUCCUCCAGCCCGCCUCCGGCCAAGCGCCCCUACCCUUCAGUGAACAUCCACUACAAGUCACCCACCACAGCUGGCUUCAGCCAGCGCCGCAGCCACGCCAUGUGCCCGAUCUCGGCGGGCAGCCGGCCCUUGGAGUUCUUCCCCGAUGACGACUGCACGUCCUCUGCCCGUCGAGAGCAGAAGCGCGAGCAGUAUCGUCAGGUGCGUGAGCACGUCCGUAACGACGACGGCCGUCUGCAGGCCUGCGGCUGGAGCCUGCCCGCCAAGUACAAGCAGCUGAGUCCCAAUGGGGGCCAGGAGGACACGCGGAUGAAGAACGUGCCGGUGCCCGUGUACUGCCGCCCUCUGGUGGAGAAGGACCCCACCAUGAAGCUGUGGUGUGCCGCGGGUGUCAACCUGUGCGGGUGGAGGCCCAGUGAGGACGACGUUGGGAAUGGAGUCAAGCCAGCGCCAGGCCGCGACCCCCUGACCUGCGACCGGGAAGGGGACGGUGAGCCCAAGAGUGCCCAUGCGUCUCCCGAGAAGAAGAAGUCGAAGGAGCUCCCCGAGAUGGACGCCACCUCCAGCCGGGUGUGGAUCCUGACCAGCACGCUGACCACCAGCAAGGUGGUGAUCAUCGACGCCAACCAGCCAGGCACCGUGGUGGACCAGUUCACUGUCUGCAACGCGCACGUGCUGUGCAUCGCCAGCAUCCCCGCGGCGAGUGACAGUGAUUACCCGCCUGGGGAGAUGUUCCUGGACAGCGACGUGAACCCAGAGGAUGUGGGCGCAGAUGGCGUGCUGGCCGGUAUCACCCUGGUGGGCUGUGCCACCCGCUGCAACGUGCCGCGGAGCAACUGCUCCUCCCGAGGGGACACUCCGGUGCUGGACAAGGGGCAGGGGGAGGUGGCCGCCAUCGCCAACGGGAAGGUCAACCCGUCCCAGUCCACAGAGGAGGCCACAGAGGCCACGGAGGUACCAGACCCUGGGCCCAGUGAGCCAGAGACUGCUGCAUUGCGGCCCGGGCCUCUCACAGAGCACGUCUUCACCGACCCGGCCCCCGCCCUGCCCUCUGGCCCCCAACCUGGCAGCGAGAAUGGGCCAGAGCCUGACAGCAGCGGCACGCAGCCAGAGCCAGAGCCCAGCGGGGACCCCACGGGAGCAGGCAGCAGUGCUGCACCUACCAUGUGGCUGGGGGCCCAGAACGGCUGGCUCUACGUGCACUCAGCUGUGGCCAACUGGAAGAAGUGCCUGCACUCCAUCAAGCUGAAGGAUUCCGUGCUGAGCCUGGUGCAUGUCAAAGGCCGCGUGCUGGUGGCUCUGGCAGACGGGACCCUUGCCAUCUUCCACCGUGGUGAAGAUGGCCAGUGGGACCUCAGCAACUAUCACCUGAUGGACCUGGGCCACCCGCACCACUCUAUCCGAUGCAUGGCUGUUGUGUACGACCGCGUGUGGUGUGGCUAUAAGAACAAGGUGCACGUCAUCCAGCCCAAGACCAUGCAGAUUGAGAAGUCAUUUGACGCCCACCCUCGGCGGGAGAGCCAGGUGCGGCAGCUGGCAUGGAUCGGCGAUGGGGUGUGGGUGUCCAUCCGCCUGGACUCUACCUUGCGGCUCUACCACGCACACACGCACCAGCACCUGCAGGAUGUGGACAUCGAGCCCUAUGUCAGCAAGAUGCUGGGCACCGGCAAGCUGGGCUUCUCCUUUGUGCGCAUCACAGCCCUGCUGGUCGCAGGCAGCCGGCUCUGGGUGGGCACUGGCAACGGAGUGGUCAUCUCCAUCCCCCUGACAGAGACUGUGGUCCUACACCGAGGCCAGCUCCUGGGGCUCCGAGCCAAUAAGACGUCCCCCACCUCGGGGGAGGGCGCCCGCCCCGGGGGCAUCAUCCAUGUGUACGGUGACGACAGCAGCGACAGGGCAGCCAGCAGCUUCAUCCCCUAUUGCUCCAUGGCCCAGGCGCAGCUCUGUUUCCACGGACACCGAGAUGCUGUCAAGUUCUUCGUCUCGGUGCCAGGGAACGUGCUGGCCACCCUGAAUGGGAGCGUCCUGGACAGCCCAGCCGAGGGCCCUGGGCCGGCCGCCCCCGCCUCAGAAGCCGAGGGCCAGAAGCUGCGGAACGUGCUGGUGCUGAGUGGCGGGGAGGGCUACAUUGACUUUCGCAUCGGAGACGGAGAGGAUGAUGAGACGGAGGAGGGCAUGGGGGACGUGAGCCAGGUGAAGCCCAUGUUGUCCAAGGCAGAGCGCAGCCACAUCAUCGUGUGGCAGGUGUCUUACACCCCAGAGUGAGGCCGCCCACCCUGCCUGGCCGGACCUGUAUAUAGGACCCCUGCCCACCUGACCCCGCCUGCCCUGCAGGAUAGCCAGCCAGGCGCCACCGCCCCUUUUCUAACCUCUCAACCUGCAGCUUUCACCUGAGUCUGGCCCUCUCCAGCGGGCAGGGAGUGUGGGGAUGCCAGUCAGUUGGGAGGAGGAGCGGAGGGGGUGCUUCCACCCAAGAGGAAGAUGCUCUCGGGACACUGUUCCCGGGCAGCUCCUGGCCAAUUUCCAGCCCAGAGUCCUCAAGUCCAGGGCACCUUGGGCCCAGCGCAGGCAGGAUCUGAGGUGGCCCUGGCUCUGCCCUGGCCUCCUACUUCCCAGCACCCCGGGAGAGGAGGCAGGGGCUCCCCACCACCGAGGCUGCCUGCCCUGGGCCCACCUCUGCAUGCUGCUUGCGGGCCCACCUGCGUCCUGGGCCCUCACUCUGCCUAGGGGAACCAGGCCAAGCACUAGCCUUUGCCUAGGGAGGUGGGCCUCAGGCUACCCAGGUGCCUGUACCCCAGCUGGCCUUCUCUGGGGCCCCCCUGUCCUCAAGCCCCUAUCCUCUGUCUGUCCCUAUCCUGGCUGUCCCCUGCCCAGGGAGUUGGCAUCAAAGCACGAGGCCCAGCUCCCCAGGGCAACUGCUUGAGAAGACUGCUACCCCAUCCCGUCCAUGCAGGCAGGGUCUCACCAGCCCUGCUCUGACCUGUGUCCCCUCAGGCUCUGCCUGGGCAGAAGACUCCUUGGAGGAGUGGGCCCUGGAGUCCUGUGCCUCCUAGAAGCCCCCAGGCUGGGAUUUCUCAGGCUGCCAGGGCAGGCCCAGGCCUCAGGAAGAAGGGGAGGCCCCUGGCCUCUCCGGGGUCAGUCCCAGGAUGCAGGCUCAGCCUCAGGUUGAUGGGGGAUGGUGUGCUCCUGGGGCCUGCCUCCUGCAUGGGGCUCCACAGAGCCCAGCUCCCAGACACGCUACUAAGUGCCUAGGGCUGCCCGCUGUGGCCCGUUCCCCAGGAGCAACAGAGAGGCCACCAAUCGGAGGCCCAUGGAGCUGAGGAUGGAGCCACCUCCAGUAGACUCCAAUUGCAUAGGGAGCAGUUGCUACCCUGGACUGCUCUCCUGCCCAGCCGGGCCUCGCUGGCCUACUCCCACCUUCCAGGCCCACUGCACUCCUGUCCGGGAGGCCCCGACGAGGGCAGCCCAGCCCCUUGCCCAUCCCCAACCAGAGAAGCACAGAUCUUGGGGAGCUGCCCCAUGAGCCCAGCCGGCUACCGCGGGCUGCAGCUGCUGCGCUGCCGGCUUCUCCCCACCACCCUGCCACCUCCACUGUGAUGUAUGUCCGGUCCCUCGUCUGUGCCCCCAGGAUCUGGAAGUGACUCCCGGCUGACUGAUGGGGCGGCUGGGGGAGGGGUGACGAUUCUCCUCAGGCUUUGGUCCUGCAAGCAAACCCACAUAUCUGCUCUGUAUGUAAUAAACGUCUUAACAUCGUA
This is a messenger RNA of Cebus imitator (Panamanian white-faced capuchin), 6142 nucleotides long. It is a transcript of the gene MAPK8IP3, whose product is annotated as mitogen-activated protein kinase 8 interacting protein 3. The record is from RefSeq and is a predicted model, not a curated record. Bases 1401 to 4652 code for a protein of 1083 amino acids. The transcript is spliced from 29 exons. Gene Ontology annotation, biological process: vesicle-mediated transport. Lineage: Eukaryota; Metazoa; Chordata; Mammalia; Primates; Cebidae. Gene Ontology annotation, cellular component: cytoplasm. Gene Ontology annotation, molecular function: signaling receptor complex adaptor activity; JUN kinase binding; kinesin binding.